Peronospora belbahrii is the source of this 6147-nucleotide messenger RNA. The record is from the annotation of a GenBank genome assembly. Lineage: Eukaryota; Oomycota; Peronosporomycetes; Peronosporales; Peronosporaceae.
AUGCGCGCAUUCUUCAUGCAGUGUCGACAAGUACAAGGAAACAAACUUUUGUGUCUGCUGCUUGUCAUUACGUCGUGUGUGGUCGUUCAAACUACAUUCGGAGAGAGAUUAAACCCCGUGACCUUGGAUAAAACACACAAUGGACAUGAGACUGUGAGCUCUAUUGAACAUGGAAAAGAAGACACGGACAUGGUGAUAUUGUUGCCAACAGUAGAAGAUUGUAGUCAAUCGACGAUGGAGCAUGAUGAUAGAGGAAUUCGUACAUCAGUUGGCUUAUCUGAUGCAAAGGUUACGACGGAAUCAGAUUUCAAUGUGAACGUCAAGUCUGGAGCUGUGAGUAGUCUGGUGACCUCUGGCUCGACUCGACGCGGUAUUACAGAAAAAUCAAGUGAUGUGAAAAGUAGGAUGGAAAUACAUGGCUCAGAGGUCUUGGGUGGGCCUUAUGACUUGGAUGUAUCGGUUGGUUCUAAGGACGUUGAUCGGUUUGCCAUCAGUUCUUCUAACGUCGAUAUGACGUGGGAUGUACCUGGUGGUGUCCAUGUUGUUGUGCGUUCAGCUGCUAAUUUUGCACCUAUUGGGAACAAUGCACCGGGUUGUACAGAAGAACGUUCUACUAGUACUGGCAGAUCGUCUAUGCUAACGUCAAAUGUAUCAGUUGCUGAUGCUGCUGCAAAAACUCAGUCGUUUAUGAUGUCAAAUACUUUGAUUGAUCUUACGAGAGAAGUGGUAGUGCCCACGAAAGCAUUACCUCUGCCAAACUCUGUUGAGUUGACACCUCACACAAAGUCAAGCGAUGUCGACAAUGUCUUCUCAUCCAUCACAGCAAGCAACAGCUCUGUAAGUAAGGCCGGAGACACUGGUGGGUAUGUGCCGUAUACUUCAACAUACUGUCGGUGCAAAGCAUCAGAGUGUCAGAACGAGCAUCCUGGCGAAUCCAGCGGAUCUACGUGCGAAAGCAAGCUUCUCGAUGGUUCGUGUCCGUUAGGAUACAAAACAUGCGUGUCGACAGACUCGUACAAGGUAUCGACAUCAACUGUUACUCCUUUCAGUAUUGCUGAAGCGACAUUUACGCUUUUGGCCGCCGAUGUCCUUGGCGCGUUCAAGAACUUAGGAGAGGAAAACCCAAUGGCCCGCAAAAGCAAUUGGUGGAUCACUAUUUCGCUCCCUAGUGGUUGGAGAUUCGUUGCAUGGACAAAUACUGCAGUCAAAGUAACAUUACGAAGCGACGAUAUUGAAAAGUGUUUUACAGUGAGUGUGAAGAGCUGUACAAGCAUAACGAGCCGCAAGAAUUGCGACAUGGACGCCCACCGGUACGGCUUCGUCGAUGUCAUGAAGUUACUUGAAGGCCGAGAGGAUUUGAUGGCGUCGAGCUCUGGGGGCCCGAUGACAUUUGUAAUGUCAAAAAGUAUCGUCACAGGUAGCGCUUCUAGUAGCUCUAUGGGUGUGAGUGUAUCACUCUCAUACGAGACUUUGUCUGGAACUCUGAAGUCUGCGGCUACUUCCCGGCGAACGCGGAAGUUGACUGUGACUUCUUCUGACUCAACUACACCAGCUCCAAGCUUGAACGCCCUUACUCUUGCCACAAUGGCAUUGCCGUCUGUCCAGAGAGGUCGACUGGAUUCGUCACUUUUGUGGGUAGACGAGGACACUGAAAUUAUGAUGCUGUCGUUUUCAACGCCUACCAUCGUUGGCCCCAACUCGGCCAACCCAAGAGUUUGUGUUGAUUUGCGCUCAAGAUACUGCGCAAGCAAAGGACGUGAGCCUUCUUCAAGUGUGGAGUUCAAACAAUCUACAACGGCUUCGUACGUUCAAGGUGGAAACCCAUUCUUGAAUUUGUACGCUGAUCCAGGCAGUACAAAUCUGAAUAUUCAGAGCGACAACACUACCUAUUUUUGUGUGACAAACCUUCUUCCGUCGGGUGUCGAACCAAACGAUUCGUGGGAGAUCAGGACGGCGUUUACAUUUCAGAUUCUAGUAACUAAUGUUGCCUGGUCUGAUGAUGUGGACCAGAACGGCGCUUACAGAAAAGGCUUUCUGCUGCCUCCACUCGGCGAGGUUAUUUUGAUGGACGACAACAGUGUGCUAGGAAGCGAUUGUGCGCAAACGCUGGUGCACGUGAAGACAUACUCAAAGUCCGCGCUAAGUGUAUACAGCGUGAUGUCGAUCACUUUCUUUGCUGUCGCUCUGGCUGGUGCUGUUCUCAUUACACGAAUGAAUGGUAUCUCGUUCUCGAAACCCACGUUCUACAAUGACAUGACGUCGCUGUCUGUGAUGAUGGUCUUCGUUCUGCGCAUUAUUGGCAAUGCGAUUUGGAUUCGGGUGUCGACAAAUGCAUCUCCGGCCCCCGGUGCUGAUAUUUACUACUUGUUAUACGUGAUUUCUGUCUGCUUCACGUGUACGAUGAUGACUUCGGUGUGUUUUCACUGGGGUACAGUGCUGUUCCACGACGUGGGCUCGUCUGGAUGCUUUUUCGUGUUCACCUCCUACGUGUUCAUCAAUGUUGUGUUUUACAGCAUCCAGCUUUUUGGCGUCGUGAGCCUGACAGAUUUCUACAAGUGCACAUACGACGACUAUUUGAAGAACCCAUUCUACACCAUGCGACUGUGUUCGAACGAUUAUUGCCCUGAUUUACAACCUAAACAGUGGACGUAUGCCGUGGACAGCGUAUGCAAAGAUGUCAAUUACUCAGACUGGUUCUUCCCUCUCCAUCAGAGUGGUGAGCUGUUAAUUUUUGUCAGCUCUGUGGUGUUGCUUGUACUUGGCACGUUCGUGAUCCAACGCGGGGUGCGGCUAAUCGAUCAAUCUGGCGAUAUCUUCGAUGAUCACGUGGUAAAGGUGAUGAAGAAGUCGUUGAUAACAUACCUCGUGGUGAUCCUUUCGAUCGCGCUUGUGCUUGGAAUAUGUUGCGUCAUGAACUGUAUUCUGCAUUGGAAGAAUUGGAAUAUCAGCGCUGUCGUUUGGUAUAUUUUCUCCAUUUGGCUUCCGACUCUGGUACCCCCAAUCGGCUUCUUGCUACUGCAGUGGAAUCCCAGGCUGCAUGGGAUGAACUGGAACCCAUUGUUACAUGUGAAGGAUCCGCAGACGCUGGGAGAUACGAUGUUAAGUAUUUCUGAUAAGGUCGAAAACGGCAAGCUUGGCGUCUCAGCAAAUGGCACAGGGCUAAGUGAUGGUUGGACUGGCAUUUUACAUUUUCCUGACACAGAGUACAACCCGAGUAGCCUGGACGGUGUGAAUGGGACGCAGAAUGUGCUGGCACUAGCAGUCCAGCUUAUUUCGCCCAUUCCUCUUACGCACGCAUGCUUCAUUGAGCUGUAUGUUGCUGAGAACAACACUAGUGAUGCCGGUGAAAACGAUGUUGCUGGAAACGAUUGCUACGAAGAUCUUUCAGUGUUGAGGUACAAUCGUUCUUCUAUCAGUACAUUUAUCGAAAGUGGAUUGCAGCAAGAAGGAUUCCUUAGCCGUCGUAGCCGUUCACUUUCGCUGCUUGGUAAUGGAGUACUAUCCACACCUCAGCCCGUUUCUAAUCCGGCCGCGAAGUGGUCUCGUAUUGGCUUCACCGAGACAGUUUUACCAACGUUGGUGGCUAGUAACUCUGAAAACGGCGGCGGCGUUGUGACUCAAAUCGCAACUUUUUUGUCGGUACUCCAGAUACCUAUCAUGCCCGCCAAACCGCUUCUUCGUUUUGUAGUAUACGAGAUUCCCGAGAAGGCUGCACCAUCAUCAGACGGUGACGUGCGCGAGUCACGUCAACUGCUGCAUGCAUCUUCGUUACAGCUUGAUGAGCGUGCUCGAGUCGCUCGUGUAUCUGGCAUGGCAGAAGAGGUGACCUUGGUGGCGCGGCAGGUUUCACACCGCUUUCGGUCACCUAUUCCGACAUUGCUUGGUGAUGGAUCUGGUACAGUGUCGCCAAGUAUUGCAGUUGUGACUGGAGGUGCUACCCCUAAGGCAGACCUCUCUAUUCCUUGUUUGCGAAGUUUCCAGUUUGUCGAUGGAGCUGAAAUGGUAAUUGAAGACAUGGUUGAAAGUCCUCUUACGAACGAAUUGCCUCGGCAGUACCUGGAAUUGCUUGCCUCCGACCGUACUGACGAUCUAGCGCGUGCGCAAGCUGAAGCUGUAGACUUUGAAGCAAGAGUAAAGAGUGGACUCGUUGGCAAUCUGUACGAUAAUCUGAUCGAGCAGAUUCAAGGUGAGAACGAUCGGACGGUGGUUCAAACAUGGCUGAAUGAUCGCGUGCAGCAACGCAAGAUGUAUGUCGAGGCACUGCGUGAGAGUCACGAGCUGUAUAUUGAUCGUGCGGAAGAGGGACUUAACUUUAAGGCUAGCACCGAAAAAAAGAGUUUAGUUCUUCGAUUUCUGCCUAUCAAUCUGCACGUGCAAGAUAUGUGGGUCGGUCCAACUGCUGAAUUGCGCUCCCAGCGAUCAAGACGGACGUCAUGUAGCGUUAGGGCAUAUCCAACCAUAACGGUGGGCGCAUUUGCUGCACAUUGCUUCAAGUUCCGUUAUGGUGAAAGCAUUUUGAGUUUGCGAGCGACGUUGCAGAAGCGACCACUACCGCGGGUACAGAGCGACGUGUCGGACAACAGUGUCGUCGGUGUCGUGGACUGGAGUAAUGCAGACAUGCGUUCUCUCGAUGAGACGCGAUGGCAUCUCACGAUGCGGUUUGAUAUGUGCUUUUCACAAGCAUUGACGACUUUAGUGGCAUCCUUUUGCCGUCAGCUGGAGUACUCAUUGCAGCAUCCCACGGACCGCUCAUUUUUGCAUACAAUCGACUCCAUUGGCUUUCUCUUCCAGGUUGAGUCAUUGUUAUCCACGCAUGGCAAGGAAAUUGGAAUGUUAGAGGACUUUUUUGCAGCGGUUAGUGCGCUCAAACACGUCACGUUUGUUCUCGACACGUCGCCACCGACGCACCUUCCUGCAACAUUGCUGAAUCUGCACAUGAAGAACACCAUGCUGCCCAGCGUCGUAUCUGUACGGUUGAGUAAAGGUUCUGCCAAGGGAACAUACACGGUUGCAAUUGGUGUGCGUUGUUUGAACGAUGUGCGCACUUCUAUGCCGUCGACCAUUCGAUCCGGUGGGUCAAUUCCUGUGACGCCAGUAAUUUUUACGCAGGGUAUUAAUGAAAUGCAGACGCUGGCAAACAAUGCCAGCAGCAAGAAGACGACCCUGCAAGAUAUUAUUAAUCGCCAGAGCUUUGGCGUGUUGACGUGCUAUGUCGAGAAGUACAAGCGACUUGCUGCUAAAAGGCCGGAUGCAGUACGAACGCCCAUGUCGACAAUCGAACCGCUUUUGAAGUCGCUUGAAGAGCGGAUUGCUACUGCUAGUAAGCGACAAGUUGUGAAAACAAAGCACCCCAAGAUCAUUCAGGAAAGCUCUCAUUUAUGUCGACUACUUGGUGCUGGGCGUGUAACAUCUUGCAAGAGUGCAAAGGACCGCACAAGCAUGUCUGUGACGCUAGAGCAAGUGCGACUAUUGAGUGAGAAUCAUGGUUUACCAGAGGAAUUUACAGUACGAACAGUGUCUACCAUGCGCAGUAAUGGUGUUCGUUUGGAGAAUGCAUUCAAAAAUACGGGCAAGCGUCAGUAUGCUUUUAACGCGUUGCAACGGUCACUGCUUCCAGACGAAUACAAGUGUCCCGAAGGUACAUAUGGUCGUGGGAAUCUUACAAAAAAUCUGAUUCCAAGCAUGACUAACAAGCGUCAAGUAUUUAAGCACGAAGGUCGUGUUAUCUAUGAAUGGGAGCAAUCACUAGAAGAAGUAAAUAUCUAUAUUCAACCUCCAUCAAAUGUCACAGCCCACCAAAUUCAAUGCAAUAUCACGAGUAAUCACAUUACACUGGGACUUUAUCGUGUCAAGGAUACAUUUCUUAAUCACGAUCUUGCAAGUUCUAUAAUUGUUGCAGAAAGCUAUUGGAUGUUUGACUCGGGGGAAUUGAUUAUUAAUCUCCAGAAAAUGAAAAAGGGUUUGAUUUGGCCUAGUGUCUUUAUUGGACAUGGAGAGUUGAAUCCAAUGGAGCAAGAAACUACAAAGCAGCAAAUGAUGUUGGAACGUUUUCAGGAAGAAAAUCCGGGGCUGGACUUUUCAAACGCUCAGUUUAAUGGUGCAGCACCUGAUCCAAGAACUUUUAUGGGAGGUGUCAAGUAUGCAUGA